Molecule: messenger RNA, 2421 nt
Organism: Penicillium maclennaniae
Lineage: Eukaryota; Fungi; Ascomycota; Eurotiomycetes; Eurotiales; Aspergillaceae
Product: putative C6 transcription factor
Exons: 4
Coding region: 1-2421 (806 amino acids)
Biological process (GO): regulation of DNA-templated transcription; DNA-templated transcription
Molecular function (GO): carboxy-lyase activity; zinc ion binding; DNA binding
Source: RefSeq, a predicted model, not a curated record
AUGACGUCGCCAUACCCGCCUGGGCCUUCAUUUUCGCCCUCUGACAUCUCCUCGGGUCCAAACAGAUCCGUUUCGGAACUCCCGCAGUCUCAAGUGGACGCCAUCAUUCGCACGAAGCGCAAAGCGCGUGAGCCCAAGGCUUGCUACCCUUGCCAUGCGCGCAAGGUUAAGUGUGAUCGGAACCUACCGUGCGACGGGUGUGUCAAGCGCGACCAUGCAGAUCUUUGCUCCUACGAACGCCCCUCCAAGAAACGCUCACAAGGGUUCCACGAGAGCCCCGUGGGUGGCGCUUCAACUGGCUCCGCAAUGGAGCAUCCUGGUCUCUACAACUACGAAGAUCACCCACCGCGAAUAAAACUUGAGCCCGUCCCGGUCCGAGCAAAUGGCAAUAGUCCGGGCGGUCGGAUCUCAAUUGCGAGGGAGGAAUGGGACAAUGUGCGCAAUCGGCUACGAGAAAUGGAGUCUACCAUCUCGUCAUUACGCGUGGGUCUCGAGAGAGCUGAUGAAGGCCCCUCUACAAUGCUGGACUCCGGCAGUGUGCAGAGCGCUGACGCGAGUUCCCGGUCCAAGGGUGCCUCGCCUGAACGCGAGGGCAUCCACGCUGCAAAUACUCUCGGUAAAGGCACAGUUCACCUGGGAUCUCGAUCGGUCCUCGCCUAUAUUUUGAACAAUAAGUCUGGGUCCGAUCAGCUUCAGGCCCUCCUAGAGGAUGGGAUACUGCCUAAACUGGGACUUGACAACGAAUCUGCAACCUACCCAUUCGUCGAUUUGUGGUCGUCAGACAUGUCGACGUUUGACAUCAGUGCUGUUUGCAGUGCCUUGCCAACGGACCAACAGUGCAGAGAAUUUUUCUACUAUUACAAGAAUAUUGCGGGAGCAAUCUAUCCGGUGCUUGAAGACGUCCCAGGAUUCGAAAACACCCUAGAGCUUCUUUUGGAAAGCAGAGCUGCCUCUGGUGGUGCUUACCGUGAGGAUGUCGAUGAAGCGCAGAACCCUUUUGGAGUGAGCAUAGCUUAUCUAGGUCUACUAUUUGCUGUACUGGCAUCCGGCUGUCAGUCGUCAGAUCUCGGAAGCAAGGAAAGAGAAUUGACUUCCCAGGUCUAUGUCUGCUGUUCUUACCAGUGUCUCCGCAUGACGAAUUUCUUAUCACAGCCGACUAUCGAAGCAAUCCAAACGCUCUUGGUCAUCGGCAAUGUCUUAUCCUACAACAUGAACCCUGGAAUUUCAUAUGUCCUGCUCGGCAUGACACUCCGCAUGGGCCUAGCCCUUGGCCUUCAUGUUGAGUCAAGCAGGUUCUCGUCGCUUGAACGAUACCGCCGUCGUCAUGUUUGGUGGUCCAUGGCGUGGCAAGAUAGCCAUUUCUCUCUUUCUUAUGAUCGCCCAUCUACCACGGCAGUCAGUCAGCCUGACAUUGCAUACCGAGAAGGUUCACAGCCUGGCGACCUCUCCUACUUUGAAACUCUCUGUCGAGUUAUUUCAUUAGCACUGGAGGUCGUUCGCAUUCGGAUGCUCAGCCCUCAUUCUCAAAUAAGCGUGGAAAGCAUUCAGGGCUACAAGGAUAGAAUUCAGCAGAUCAUGGUUGAGGCGAAACCCUAUUUACGGGAUGCACAGUGGUGUUCCACCCCAACAGAACAUCUGGAGCGAGUCGUGCUCAAACUACACUCCUCAUACUUCUCGUCCGAGCUCUGCCGGCCAGCGCUCAAGCCGAACUCCGAGUCAAGUGACGCCGAUACUGCGAGCAUGCGAGGUCACUGUGUGGCCAAUCUCAUGACCACUGUGGAGGCUUAUAUCGAAAUGCACAACAUCAGCUCGCAUGCGGCACGGUCAUGGAUUGCACUUCAACGCGCGAUUAGCUCUGCAUUUCUUCUUGCGGUUAUCGAAGAAGCCAAAUCGGACCCUAAUGUAUGGAAUCUCUUGCGCCAGCUCGAGAGCAUCAUUGCCCAGCGAGCUAGCAGCGAGCGAGCUUACUAUACAGGCGACGUGAGUGGUGCUACUGGCGGCCUGACUUCUCCCCAGGGCAUGGCCACCUACGACCCGAUUACCGGGGCGUCAAAUCCACCAGCUGCUGUUCCACCCGUCAUGGAUCCUAAUUCCCCUGCUACCGGCAUGCCUGACACUCAGACCCAAUGGGCCAAAUCAUUGGCCAAGACCCAUCGUGCUCUGCAGAAAUUAUUGACUGCAUUCGGCAAUCAGCACGCGCGCCUUACGAAUGGACGCAGCCCUGCGCUCACUUCUCAGGCUAACGUCAAUACUGCUGGUGUGUCAGGAGGUGCGUUUGCUCCGCCUGUCUCAGCAGGCAUGACUCCUAGUGUUGGAUCGCUCCCACCCCCUACACCUGAGAGCUCCGGCAGUGGAGAAUGGACGAUACCCAACAUCCUUGACCGCGCAUCCGAGUACAUCCACCCUCCACUCUGGGGCUAG